AUGGGGGAGAGUAUACCUGGAGGAAUAGUUGCUGCUGCAAAGAACCGUCUGCAGGUGGUGAAGGGCUUGGAGGAUGUAGAGGUGUGUGAAUGUGAAAGCUGUCCCUUUGAGGUGACCCUGAACCUGUCCUACAUCGAGGGUGUGUGGACCAGAGAUGGGAUGCAGCUGAAGUCCAAGCCUAACUGCCGAAUCAGCACACACGGGAAGAAACACUCGCUCAUACUGAAGAGGGUGGCUCUGGCAGACGCAGGCCUGUUCUCUUUUGAGGCCAACGGCAUCCAGACCUCAGGCAGACUUACUGUCAGAGCAAGGGACAUCCACAUAGUGAAGGAGCUGGAGGAUGUCGACACAGUGGAGCGUCAGCUUGUGAACUUCCUGUGUGAGGUCAACCAGGUAGACUUGGAUGGUCGGUGGUACAGAGAUGACUGCCGAAUUCGACCUGGGGACAACAUCAAAAUAAGACAUCAAGGUAAAUCUCACACCCUGAUGUUCAAGUCAGUCAGGCCAGCGCAUGCCGGAGAGAUCAGAUUCACUGCAGAGCGUGUUUCAUCCUAUGCAACUCUCACAGUACAAGAGCUCCCAGUCCAAAUACUGCGUCCUCUGAGGGUCAAGAUAGCCAUGUAUCGCCACAGAGGUCUGCUUGAGUGCCAGGUGUCACGGCCAAAUGCUCAGGUCAGGUGGUACAAGAACAGGAAGGAACUCCUGCCCAGUAAGAAGUACCAGCUGAUCAGCCAGGAUGUCUACAGGCAGCUCACCAUUGACAACGUCUGCUCCUCAGACGAGGACACCUACACCUGUGAUGCAGGAGAUGACACGACCUCCUGUCAGCUUCUUGUGGAGGAGCAGGCUAUCAAAAUAGUGCGGGGAAUGAGCUCAGUGGAGGUGAUGGAGCCGGAGCCAGCUCUGUUCCAAGUGGAGACCAGCCUGAAAUCAGGAAGGCCCCCUCGCUGGACCCUGAAUGGUGAAGUGUUGGAACCCAGCGGAGCAGUGAACAUUGACAGGGAAGGCACCCUCCACAGCCUCCUGCUCACCUCCACAGAAAGCUCCAUGUCUGGCCCUGUGCUCUUUGUAGCUGGCAAGAGUCGUUCCACUGCUCAGCUUGUUGUCAAGGAGCGUCCACUUCAGGUUACCCAACACUUGGACAAUGUAGAGGUGAAGGAGAACAGCUCAGUGACUCUGAGCUGUAGGUUCGCUCCCUCUCCCAGGGUGGUGCGUUGGUUUAAAGGUCGCACAGCUCUGAAGACCUCCAACAAGUACAGCAUGAGGAGAGAAGGGAAGCGAGCAGAGCUGACCAUUCAUGGCUUGACAGGGAUGGAUGCAGGACAGUACCGCUGCGUGGCAGGAGGUUCACAAAGUACAGCACAUGUUAAUGUAGAAGUAAAAACCCUGAAGUUGGUGAAACACCUUGAACCCGUGGAAAUUGAGGAGGAUGGCAUUGCCACAUUCUCAUGUGAGCUCAACUAUGUGGUAGCCAACGUCGAGUGGCUGGUCAACAACAUUCGCCUCUAUUCUAACGCAAUAAACCGGAUCCAGCACAUGGGCACUAUGCACAGCCUCAUAAUCAAGAAGCUGCGGCCACAGCACAGCAGGGUCACCUUCAAAGCAGGCCUGCUCUCUGAGACAACCACCUUAAAUGUCAAAGAGCGCCCAGUGGUGUUCCUGAGGUCUUUGGAGGAUGUAUCAGGAGAGGAGCAAGGAGAAGUGUGUCUGCAGUGUGAAAUUUCAAAAGAGACUGUGACCCCUGUUUGGAGGAAGGAUGAUAUGGUCCUGACUGCGGAUGAUAAACAUGAAUUACUCCAGUUUGGGAAAUCCAUGGCGCUGAUAAUUCAUUCCCUGAGCAAGGAUGAUGCUGGACAGUACACCUGCGAUUUGGGCACCAGCCAGACGAAGGCGAAAGUAACUGUACAUGACUUACACAUCACGAUAAUUCAGCGUAUGAAGACAACAUCUGUCCUGGAGGGUGAAAGCUGUACUUUUGACUGUCAACUCUCUCAUGAUCUCGAUGAUGAGCCUUCCUGGGUCAUCAAUGGCGAGGCCGUGGUCACAAAUAGCCGUAUCCAGGUUAUCAACAAUGGCCGCAAGUAUCGGUUGACCAUAAGAGAUGCUGUUUUGACUGACGCUGGAGACGUGAUCUUCACCUUGAAAGAUCUUAGCUGUAGGACUAUGCUGUUUGUCAAAGAGAAGCCGGUACAUAUCUUCAGGGAACUGUUGAAUGUCAAGGCGGUGCCGGGCGAAGACGCAGAGCUGAGCUGUGAGAUCACCAAACCAGAUGUUACGAUCCGUUGGCUGAAAAACGGCCAUUUGAUCAGGCAGAGUCCUAAGUAUGAGAUAAGUGUGGAGAAAAACCUGGCACGAUUGUUGAUCAAGAACACCACAAUCAGAGACUCUGGAGAGUACUGCUGUGAGGCUGAAGGUGUGGCUUCACGAGCAAAGCUGGAGGUCAGAGACCUCCAGCACACGUUUGCGCGGGAGUUAAGGGAAACACAAGCAGAGGAAAAGGGUAAAGUGACCCUAGAGUGUGAGACUAGACGGCCAGCCAAACGCGUGACCUGGCUGAAGGGCAUGGUGGAGCUGAGGUCUGGGAGGAAGUAUGUCAUCAGGCAAAAAGGGGUCCUGCUGUCCCUGACCAUCACCUGCCUGGAGAAAUCAGACACAGACAUUUACAUAUGUGAUGUUGGCACCAUGCAAAGCCGGGCACAGCUCACAGUGCAGGGGCAGAAGGUGUUGAUCUUGGAUGAGCUGGAGGAUGUUGAGUGCCUAGAGGGCGACACUGUCACAUUCAGGUGUCGAAUUUGUCCAAGUGACUACAUUGGGAUAAAGUGGUACCUGGACGAGACCCUGUUGUACACCAAUGAGCUCAAUGAGAUCCAGAUGCUGCCUGGAGGCUACCACAGCCUCACAUUUAGACAGCUUGCCCGCAAAGACACCGGCACUAUUUCGUUUGCUGCAGGGGACAAGAGAUCGUAUGCUUCGCUGCUGGUUCGAGAGAGGCGUCCCACCAUCAUUAAAGCACUGGAAGACUGUGAAGCUAUUGAAGGAGGUGGUUUGGUUUUGUCUUGUGUGACCUCCAAGCCGUGUCACAUCCUGUGGUACAAAGAUGGCUGUCUGAUGUGGAAUUCCUCCAGGUAUUUUGCCACUCGUUCUGUCUGCGAGGCCCGACUGACGAUUCGGGAGGUCUGCAAUAAUGAUGCUGGAGUGUAUGAGUGCAGUGCAGGCUCUGUUACAACCAGGGCUGUUGUAACUGUCAAAGCCAUCCCAGCAGAGUUCACCCAGCCUCUAAAGGCCAUGGAUGCCAAAGAGGGGGAGACACUUUUGAAGAACAUGCAAGCAGAGGAGGGAGUCAAUGUCAUAUUGCGCUGUGAACUGUCCAAACCUGGACUUCCAGUAGAAUGGAGGAAGGGACAAGAGCUGUUGAAGAAUGGGGUAAAGCACCAGAUAAAGAAAAGAGAGACCACCCAGGAGCUUCUGAUAUGGAAGCCUUUGCCUGAGGACAGUGGGAUCUACAGCUGUGUGUGUGCUGAUCAGAUGACAUCUUCCACUGUCAAGAUCACUGCUCUUCCAGUCACCUUCAAGCAGAAGCUGAGGAACAUGCAAAUUGAGGAGGGCAACACAGCGACUUUACGCUGCGAGCUGUCCAAACCUGGUCAAAGUGUGGAGUGGAGGAAGUCAGGGAAUGAACUAAUAAGAAAUGGAGAAAAGUAUCAACUGAGGCAGAGAGACAUGCUGAUCGAACUGAGGAUCUAUGAUGUGACACUUGAGGACAGCGAUAUCUACACAUGCAUCUCUCUUCCCAUCACUUUCAAGCAAAAGCUGAAGAACCUCCAAGUGGAAGAGGGCCACAACAUCACAUUGUAUUGUGAGGUAUCUAAACCUGGCGUCCCAGUUGAGUGGAGGCUUGGAGGAGAUCUGUUGGAGAAUGGAGAGAAGUACCAGAUUAAGCAGAGGGACACCAACCUGGAAUUGAUCAUCAGAGAUGCUGAUCCAGAGAAUAGUGGAGUCUACACCUCGGUUCCUGCCACAUUUAAAGUUAGCCUGAAGAGCCAGGAAGCUGAGGAGGGGAAGAGUGUGACAUUACACUGUGAGCUGUCAAAGAAGGGAGUCCCAGUUCAGUGGCAGAGAGCUGCACUUCCUGUGUCAUUCAAACGAGAGAUCCAGAGCAUGGAGGUGAAGGAAGGAGACAGUGGAGUUUUCUCUGUGAGCUCUCCAAACCUGGAGCUCCAGUGGACUGGAGGAAAGGCAGAGCGAUCCUUAAGCCUGGAGAGAAGUUUACCACCAAGUUUUAAGUUGCCACUAACUGACCAGGAGGCGACUGAGGGCAACAGCAUGGUCCUGCACUGUGAGCUCGACAAACCUGCCCUCGCAGUGGAGUGGAGGAGAGGUACAGAGCUGCUGAGAAAUGGAGACAAAUACCAAAUGAGGAAAAAGGACCUGCUGGUGGAAAUGAAGAUAUCAGAGCUCAGUCUGGACGACACUGGAGAUUAUACCUGUAUAUGUGGAGAUCAAAGGACCAAAGCUGUGGUCAAAGUAAAUGAGCGACCAAUCAGAUUUCUUCAGGAACUGAAGAAUAUUCAGGUGCAGGAAGGCAAUGGAGUGGCACUCUGCUGUGAGCUCUCCAAACCCGGCAUUCCAGUUCAGUGGAAGAAAGGAGACAAAGUGCUGACCAAUGGAGAGAAAUACCAGAUGAAACAGAGCGGCUUCACCAUGGAGCUCCUCAUCAGAAAAAGCCAGCCUGAGGACAGUGGCACAUACAGCUGUGUUUGUGAUGACAUAAGGACCGCUGCCACUAUCAUCAUCACCGCAAUCCCUGUAACUUUCAAGCAAAAGUUGAAGAACCAGGAAGCUGUGGAGGAGGGCAGUGUCACACUUCGCUGUGAGCUUUCUAAACCAGGAAUCACAGUCGAGUGGAGGAAAGCUGCUCAACUUCUGAAUGAGGGAGAAAAAUACCAGAUGAAGCAGGAGGGCAGGAUGGCUGAGAUGCUGAUCAGGAAUUUAAGUCUUAAAGAUGCUGGGGAGUUCAGCUGUUUUGUUGGCUCUGUUGUGACAUCAGCUGACAUUAGAGUAAGAGCAAUUCCUGUAACAUUUAAAAAAGAUGUGGAGAAUUUGGAGGUGAAGGAAGGCGACAGUGGAGUUUUCUGCUGUGAGCUCUCCAAACCUGGAGCUCCAGUGGACUGGAGGAAAGGCAGAGUGGUCCUCAAACCCGGAUACAAAUAUGAGAUGAAGCAGGAGGGGCGUCUCACUAAACUGAUCAUUAACAACGUAGAGGAAAGUGAUGCUGGGAAAUAUACCUGCAAGACUGAUGACAGCCAAUCAUCUGCUGAGCUCACUGUCAAAGCUCCUCCCAUCACAUUCAAGACAAAGUUAAAGAGCCAGCAGGUGGAGGAGGAGAACAGCGUGACCAUGAGCUGCGAGCUGUCGAAGCCUGGCCUUUCUGUAGAGUGGAGGAAAGGACAAGAGCCACUGAAGAAUAAUUUCAAGUACCAGAUUAAAAAUCGAAAUUGCAUAAUGGAGCUUACCAUCAAAAACUCACAGCUUGAGGACAGCGGACUUUACAGCUGUAACUAUGGUGAUGUCAAGACCACAGCCAACAUCACCAUUACACCUAUCCCCCUCACCUUCAAAAUGGGUCUGAAGAACCAGGAGGCCCCUGAGGGAGGCAACGUGUCCCUUCGCUGUGAGCUGUCGAGGGCCGGGGUGCCUGUGCACUGGUGGAAGGCGGAGGACCAGCUUUAUCACGGGGGAAGAUAUCAGAUGACGCAGAAAGGGAAUAUAGCUGAGAUGCACAUCAAAAACAUCCAGCCCGAGGAUGUCGGGGAGUACAGCUGUGUCCUGGGAGAGCAGAAGACAACGGCUGAAGUCAACGUGAGAGCGGCAGCAUCGGUGUUCUUUGAGAAGGAAUUGGAAAACCAAGCGGUGAUGGAAGGGAAAUCUGUGUUACUGUCUUGUGAAGUUUCCAGCGCUAAUGUUCCUGUCACUUGGAAGAAGGAUAACACAACGAUAGAGGAAGGAGGGAGAUACAUUUUAAAGAAGAAAGGCCCAACACACACUCUGGAGAUCAAGAAACUGUGUCUGGAGGACGCUGGAGAGUACUGCUGUAUCAGCAGAGGCAAGAAGACAACUUCCAAGCUGAUAGUGAGGGAGCGCGUGCGGAUUGUUACGCUGCUCCACGACAUAACAGUGACGGCGGGUGAGGAUGCAACAUUUGUGUGUGAGCUGAGCCACGCAGAUGUGAGUGAGGGCGUCUGGUGGCUAGGCUCCAGCCCUCUCCAGAAGAAUGAAAUGAACCAGAUGACCUGCCAGGGUCAUCAGCAUCGACUGGUCCUCACCAUGACAACACCUGAGGAGACUGGCACUGUGGCUUUUGUGAUUGGGGAAGAGAGGACCUCUGCAAGUUUGCUAGUUCUACUUAGGCCUAAAGUCUUAUUUGAGGAGAAGCCUCAAGAUGUUGUGAUCAUGGAAGGAGAAACAGCCACUUUGUCCUGCAAGACCUCUGAUUUAACCUCCCUGGUUACCUGGAGGCGCAACCACAUCCCCCUCCGACAUGGAGAUGAGCAAAGCAAUGCCAAACUUACUGUGACAGAACUCCCUCCAUGCUUCUUAGAAGAAUUACAGAGUCUAGAAGUUGAAGAGGGAGGUUCAGCUUCUCUGUACUGUGAGCUUUCUAAACUUGGAGUGCCGAUUCAAUGGAGGAGGAACAGACUGCCAAUAACAGCUAGCAGAAAGUACAAGAUGCAGCAGGAUGGCUGCCUCCUCCAGCUCCUCAUCAAGGAUCUCAAACUUGAGGACAGUGGCAGCUACACAUGUCAAGCAGGAAGUGCGGAGACCACUGCAACUGUUACAGUGAAAGAGCUCCCUCCAUUCUUCAAGAAGGAACUUAGAGGCGUGGAAGUCGAGGAGGGGAGUGCAGCCACCCUGUGCUGUGAGCUGUCAGGUCCUUUUGAAUCGGUGAAAUGGAAGAAGAACAGACUACCCCUGAAGGCUAGCAGGAAGUAUGAAAUGAAACAAGAUGGCUGCCUCAUACAGCUCCACAUCAAGGAUCUCACACCUGAGGACCGUGGAAGCUACACAUGUCAAGCAGGGAGUGCAGAGACGACGGCAAACGUGUCCGUAAAAGAACUCCCUCCAUUCUACAAAAAAGACUUGGAAAGUGUAGAGGCUGAUGAGGGAAGCACUGCCACUCUGAACUGUGAGCUGUCUAAGCCUGGUGUAUCAGUUACCUGGAAGAAGAACAAGCUGCCACUGAGAGCCAACAGGAAGUAUGAGAUGAAGCAGGAUGGCUGCCUCCUCCAGCUGCUCAUAAAGGAUCUUAAACCUGAGGACUCUGGAAACUACACUUGUCAAGCAGGAAGUGCAGAGACCACUGCAACUGUGACAGUGAAAGAGCUUGCACCAUUCUUUAAGAAAGAAUUACAAAGUGUGGAGGUCGAGGAAGAAGGUACAGCCUCUCUGUACUGUGAGCUGUCCAAGCCCGGAGUGUCAGUACAAUGGAAGAAGAAUAAGGUGCCAUUGAGAGCUAACUGGAAGUAUGACAUGAAGCAAGAUGGCUGCCUCAUACAGCUCUGCAUCAAUGAUCUCACACCUGAGGACAGUGGAAGCUACACAUGUCAAGCAGGAAGUGAAGAGACCACUGCAACUGUGAGAGUGAAAGAGCUUCCUCCAUAUUUCAAGGAAGACUUGUGUAGUGUGGAGGUGGAGGAGGGAGGUACAGCCUAUCUGAACUGUGAGCUGUCUAAACCUGGAGUUUCAGUACAAUGGAAGAAGAACAAGCUGCCACUGAGGGCUAACAGGAAGUAUGAGAUGAAGCAAGAAGGCUGCCAUUUCCAGCUGCACAUCAAGGAUCUUAAAUCUGAGGACAGUGGAAACUACACAUGUCAAGCAGGAAGUGUGGAGACUUCUGCCACUUUAUCAGUCAAAGAGCUCGCUCCAUUUUUCAAAGAAGAAUUACAGAGUGUGGAGGCUGAGGAGGGAACUACAGCCUCACUGUGCUGUGAGCUGUCUAAGCCUGGAGUGUCAGUACAAUGGAAGAAGAACAAACUUCCAUUGAGAGCCAUCGGAAAGUAUGAAGUGAAGCAAGAUGGCUGCCUCCUCCAGCUCUACAUCAAGGAGCUCAAACCAGAGGACAGUGGCAGCUACACAUGUCAAGCAGGAAGCGCAGAAACCUCUGCAACUGUAUCAGUAAAAGCAAUACAACUGACUCCUCCAAAGACAGAGUCUCCCACAGUACAGCUUUUGGCAAAAGGCGCCAUUUCAGAGUCAACUCCAUCUCCAGAGGAUGAGAAGCCAAGCAUCCCAGAGGCUAAACCCGUUCCUCCAGAGCCAAAAAAGAGAACAAACAGGAAAGCAUCUAUUACCCCUUUAGACAAAGAUGUAAAAUCACUGUUUGACCUAAAAGAUUCUAUACAGAGGGAGAAUAGCGAAGACCAAAAGGGCAUACAACCUGCAAAGUCUAUGGUGAAAGACGUUGAUGAUGCAUGGAAUGUAACACAACAGGAGAGCAAUAAGGAGAAAGACAAAAGUGUUACUGAAUCUCUGUGGGAGGCCUACAACCUGACGGAGCAGGACGCUCAGAUGAGACUGCAAGAGAGGAGAGCAUCCUCGAUCAUUGCUGCCAGCUCCAUGUCAAGUCCCUCUGAUUAUGAAACGGCUCCGGAUAUAAUGGAACCUGCUGAGACUGGUCCAGUUGUGCCAAGGGAAGUGACAACAGCAGUGGAUCCAGUGCCUCCAAAAGAUGAGGACGAACAGACAAGUCCCCCACAACUUCCUAUGAAGCUAUUGAAAGUAAAAGGGGCUCAUGAAGGUAAAAUGAGGACACCGUCUCCCAAACACCACCGUGCUCACACACCCUUAACAAGUACUGUCUCUGGAUCGGAGUCAGAAGGGGAGGAGGAUAGACGAGAGACAUUUGAAAUGUAUGUAGCUCGAGCAGACUGCAGCCCUGACAGUGGAAACAAGGACAGUUUUGUGUUGAAGGGGGGCCAGUUUGUGGAGGUCCUGGACUCUGUUCAUCCUGAUAGGUGGCUGGUGAGGACUAAACCCACCAAAACUAACCCUGCUCGUCAGGGAUGGGUGUGUCCCGCCUACCUGGAGAAGAAAAGAAAGGAGGCCUUCCCUGCAUUAAGAGCACCACAACAGGAUCUUGAUGGAAUUGGGUCUACAGGAGAAGAGUACAGAAGAGCUCUGAGCCAACUGAUCCAAGGCUUCGUUGAUGGAGAAGAGGAGUUUGUGAAGGAGAUGAAGAUGUUCACCUCUCACCAGCUAAAUGAUUUGGACUCUAGCCGGAACGUCCCCAUAAUCUUGAACCAGAAAGAGAUCAUCUUCAGGAAUAUCAAAGACAUUGUGUUUCUGCAUGAGAAGUGUAUUCUCCCUGGUCUGAGAGCGUGUGUCACAGACGAUGAUGUGGCCAUGCAUCUGAUCAAACACACUGAGGACUUUGAGAAGUACCUACACUACAUGGUGGGACAAGCACAAGCAGAAGCCUGCAUCAAAGACAAGGCCAUCCAGCAGUUUUUUAAAGUACACACAACAUCUGAACCCACUAAGCCCGAGGGUCCAGUCAUGGAUGUUCUGACCUUCCUCCAGCAGCCAGUGGAGAGGAUUCAAACCUACCAGGCUUUACUGAAGGAAUUGGUCAAGAACAAAGCCAAAAGUGGCCAGAGCUGCUGUGUUCUGGAGGAUGCUUCCACUGUGUCCUGUCUACCCUGGAGGUCUGACAACCUGCACCAGGUGUCCCUCAUCGAGAACUACCCAGCUCCUCUAACCACCCUGGGCGAGCCUGUGCGACAGCUGAAUGAUGUGGAAAUUAAGGAGACUGUGGGUGGAGAGGAAAAGUGUUGGGGGUUGUGGCAUGAGCACAGGGGCUCAUUGCGGAAGUACACCCUGCAGGGUCGCUCCUCCCUGAUCAAACUCUCCUGGCUCAAAGAUCUGAGGGAGUUACAACAAAACUCUAGUCUGCCCACUAAUUGCCCACCUGUAUUUCAGUCUCUCUUGUCUGACUGCACGACAAAAAUAGGACAAACAAUCAAACUGACCUGUAAAGUCAAAGGAUCCCCAAAACCAGUGAUUAGCUGGCUCAAAGAUGGCCUGCCCUUAGAAGAUGACCCACGUCACAUCAUCACAGCAGACAGGUCCGGAACCUGCAGUCUCAUCCUGGACAGCCUCACAGCAGAGGACUCUGGACAGUAUGCCUGCUAUGCUUCCAGCUCCAUGGGCAGGGCUGGUACUCUGGCUAAGGUGGUGGUGCAGGCUCCACCUAGAUUUGUGUCUAGGCUGGAGAGUGCCUGUCUGAUAGAUGGAGAAGAUAUACAGUUUAUCUGCUCCACACUUACUACUCCUUUGCCACAGAUCAGGUGGUUUAAAGAUGGCAGAGUGUUGACUGACCAGCAAAAAUACUCCAUCCACAACGAUGCUCGCAGCGGGAUCUUGUGUCUGACGGUCAUCAGUGCAUCAGUGGCAGAUAUUGGACAAUAUGAAUGCGAGCUUUUGAAUGAGUUUGGCUGCGUCAAGUGCAAGGCAGGGCUGUGCCCCGCUUACGUACCGACGAUUGACAUCGAGAACAACCAAGCGCAGGACUUGCCCCCUAAAGGUAUGACUGCCAGGUCUGCUGAAGAACUUCAAAAUGGAAAAUAUACUCAUUCAAAUCUCCUCUCCCAUAAAGUCCUGCUCAGUAUCCUUUUGGUUUUCACAGAUGCAGACUCAGAGGGCUGGUCCACUGCUUUUGUUAAGAAGUGGUUACAGACUGAUUUCAGCCCAACCUCUAUUGCUAAGAUGCUCUUCCCCCCUGAACAAAGUGAACAGGCUGAAUAUAGCACAGAGGAGGCUGUUCCUACCACAACAACAAUGGAUCAGAUGCAACAGCAGCAGCCAAUGUAUUACAUAGAGGAAGAAGAGGAAGAGAUCUUCAUCUCCGAGUCAAUGCAGGAAAUGACAGCUCCACCCUCCAUCCAGGUAUCCUGUGAGGAUGUUUGUGUAGAGCCGGGCAAACCAGCUACGUUUACUGCCAUCAUCACAGGAAGACCUACUCCUACGAUACAGUGGUACAAGGAUGAAGAGGAGCUUGCUGCCAAUGAGAACGUGGAGAUAGUACAGCAUGGUGCCCGCUGUUCAGUGACCAUAACGUGCCCUGAGGGUGAGGACAGUGGUAUCUACACCUGCUUUGCCUACAAUGACUCAGGCCAUGCCUCGUGUGAGGCUGAGCUGAUAGUGGAAGAAGGUCCACUGGAGCGUCAGGAGAGAGAGGUGGAGCUGGGAAAGAGAAGGAAAUUAUUCUCUGUCUAUGAUGUCCAUGAGGAAAUUGGGAGGGGAACCUUCGGCGUAAUAAAGCGUGUAGUCCACAGAAGGACAGGUGACGUGUUCGCUGCCAAGUUUCUGCCUCUGCGCAGCAGCAAUCGGACCAGGGCCUUCCAGGAGAGGGACUUGCUGUCCCGUCUGGCUCACCCCAGGGUGGCUUGCUUGCUGGAUUUCUUUUGCACCAGACGCACGCUUGUGCUCAUCACAGAAAUAUGCUGUUCCCAUGGACUUCUGGACCAUUUGUUACUGAAAGGAUCAGUCUCAGAGAAAGAGGUCCAGUCAUACAUCCAGCAAAUCCUUGAAGGAGUUGGUCACAUUCACAGCAUGAGCAUUUUGCAUCUGGAUAUUAAACCUGAUAAUAUCCUCAUGGUGUAUCCACCCAGAGAUGAAAUCAAGAUCUGUGACUUUGGCUUCUCUCAAGAAAUAGACCCAUCCAGACACCAAUACAGUGUGAUUGGUACACCAGAGUUUGUCGCCCCUGAGAUUGUUCAUCAAGAACCUGUCACUGCGGCCACUGAUAUUUGGUCUGUAGGUGUUGUAGCCUAUAUAAGUCUGGUGGGUCGAUGCCCUUUUAUGGGUGAGACUGACCGCUCUACACUGCUGAGGGUAGGCGAGGGGACCCUAAACUGGGAUGCUCCUGAUGUCACAUAUAGGAGCCCUGAGGCCCAGAACUUUCUCUACCUGCUGCUUCAGCCGGAUCCAGAGAAGCGACCAUCUGCCUUUGAGUGCUUGAGCCAUGAAUGGUUCCAGGAUGAACAUGCUGGUGAAGAUACUGAUGAAAUCAACACAAAGAUUUUGAAAGUCUUCAUCUCUAAAAGGAAAUGGCAGCGCUCUUUGACUUGCAUUGGUUCAGUUCUCACACUGAGGCCCGUCCCUGAGCUGCUGGACGCUCCUCUCAGAGACACAGCCGUCACUGUGCCUCGCGAGCCUCAGGAUCACAGCAGCACCUCUAUGAGCAGCGGCUCCUCCUCAGAGUACGAUGAAGCCGACUCCUGGGACUUUUUCCAGCACUACAGCCAGACUGAGGAGGAGGAAGAAACUGAGGAGGACUAUGAUCCUUUAACAGAGAGAGCACGGAUCCCUGAGCCUUUUGCCAAACCUUACCUUGAUGCAGAGGAAGAAGAGGAAGUGACUCUGGGGGAGGAAGAGGAUGGAGAGAUGCUGGGAAGAAGGAGUGUGCUAGAGCGCAGUGUGAGCAGGCAGUCAGUUGCGUCAUCAGAUGUGUCGUGCCAACAGACACCUCAGAGGGAGCGUAGGUUUAGCAAAGACAGUAGUCCAUCUCUUUACUUAUCUGAUGGGGAUGAGGGCUCAGGGAGUGACGGAGGCCGUAUCCCUCGUGGCAGCCUAAUUCGAAGUACUUUCUACAAUACCUCUCAUCAGCUCUCACCUAUGUCUGCCAGACACAUGACGUUACGGGACAAAUUCCAGGCCAAAAAGCAGGAAAGAGGCCGUAAACCACUCCGGAGAAGCCUUUCAGGACGUCUAAAUGAGCCUCUUAUUGAAUAUGUGGAAGAUGACACAGAGACCAACCGUGGUCAGAGACGGGCUUCUAUUCAAACUACAAUGCAGAAGUCCUGUUCCUUUGACAGCGGUGUUGGCCUUGCCCACACCAAUGUACCACCUCACAGGAGGAGCAGGUCUCUUGACGAGUCUUCUCGUCGAUCUCCUAGCUCACCCUCACGCACAAAGUCUGCUGAGGAGGAAGGCUCUCAGAGUCUGAAGGAAGAUUCAACUGAUAAUGAAGUGGCAGGACGAAACUUGUUGGCCAUCCCGCGUCCUCACCGCCCUGCAAGAAGGAGAGGAUCUGUUGCUCCAUUACAAGCUUCUGGAACUGGCAUUGUGGGUGGAACUACGGCACCCUCAAGCUUCUUUGCUGGAGGCAGAAGGAGUCUAAGGCUGAAUCAGGAGCAGACAGAGGGUGACACACUUGCUGGCUCCCAGGGGUCUCUUGCUGAGUCAUUAAUUUUGGAGCAUGGUGGCUCUGAGUCUUCAAGUCGAGACGGUUCCCAUGAGGAGCUGAGUCAUGGCUAUCUCAGAGGCAAAUACAGAUCAGGAGAGAGCGAUGGGUAUGAUGAUCAGGGGGAGCCUCUCAUUCCACCAUCCCCAUGCUCCUUCCGAGAAGUUAAACCCAGAAGCUCUGCACCCCAGGCACCGCCCCGAAACCGAACCCGCUCCAACCCUAACUUAUCAACAAACAGCAGAACCCAGUCGGGGACACUGCUAACUGCAAGUCCAAGUCCAAGUCUCUCUUCGCUCCAGGCUCCAGAGAGGCCUCCCAGAGCCAGGGACAAAAAGGAAGGCUAUGGCCUCCAGAGGCAUGCAUCUCUUCCAGCACUAGAAGCCAGGCCACCUACGGGAAAGUCACCAAAGCUGGGACUGCUAAAGCUCUUCCGCAGGCAAUCCUGGACUGGCCAUUCAUACUCCCAGCUGGAUAACACAGUGUUAGGACCCACACUAGGAGAGAUCAUGAAGCCAGAUACUCCUACCAUGUCGCUAAGGAAGAAAAUGAGAGCUUCAGCCUCCAGCCUGACCAAGCUGUUUUCAAGGUCUUCUAGUAAAGAGGACGUGAGUAAAGGAGGGCCUAUAGUAAAAGGAUCAUCUCCCAUCCCACCUGAAAGGCACCGAGGCAGUUGUAUAGAGAGUCCAAAAAAGAGGGCCUCUAAACUAUUGCCUUCUUUAAAAAUACCUGCAUUCAUAAAAUCGAAAGACCUGCCAGUCCGUCCAAACAAGGCUGAAGUAUUCCAGUUAGAUGGGGGAGUCCUGCUGGUUUGGAGACCGGUCAAGUCCAAUGACCGAGUCACCUACUGUGUUCAGUACUGUACAGAUGGAGGGGAAUGGACAGUUUUGUCAGAGGAUGUGACUGACAGCUGCUAUGUGGUGAAGGACUUACCCAGAGGAGCUUCUUACGUGUUCAGAAUGGGAUGCAUCACCAAGACAGGAGCAGGACCCUUCAGUGAUGCUUCAGCACCUGUUGUCAUGGCUACACAUCCUGAAGAGACUCACAUUCCUCUGAUCCAGACUGAGUCAUUGGGGUCAAAGGCUGUUGGACCAGGUCAACAAACAACGAAGCACAAGAACUACAAUUUCCUCUCUGAGAUCAACAGAGGUCGUUUCAGCGUCAUAACCCUGUGCAGGGAUUCUGAGACCAGCCAAGUGUUUGCUGCCAAGAUCACUCCUUACCAGGCCGAGCAGAGACAGUUGGUCCUACGGGAAUACCAGCUGCUGAAGAGGCUUCAUCACCCACAUCUGGUGCAGCUGCACACAGCGUACAUCACCUCCCGAUACCUGGUGUUAGUGGAGGAGCUGUGUCCCGGCAAGGAGCUGCUCUACAGUCUGUCAGCAAGAGAUCUGUAUUCAGAGACUCAAGUCGCAGAGCUGCUGGUUCAGAUUCUGAGUGCAGUCGACUACCUUCACAGCCGUCGAGUCAUCCACCUGGACCUGAAGUCUGACAACAUGCUGGUGGAUGAUGGUAACCAUCUGAAGAUAGCUGACUUUGGCUCAGCUCAGUCCUUCACACCGGGUCAGCCUCUUCAAAUCGAGCAUAUUCACGGCUUUUCAGACAACAAAGUUUAUAUUGUCCUUCCUAAAGCUCCGGAAAUCCUGGAAGGUCAGGGUGUCGGGCCAGAGACUGACAUCUGGGCCAUAGGAGUCCUGUCAUUCAUCAUGUUGAGCGCUGACAGCCCGUUUGAUGCAGAGCACAGCUGGGAUCAAGACAAAAACAUCAAGAAAGGGAAGAUCCAGUUUGGACGAUGUUACCCCGGUCUGUCGGAGGGAGCCUUAAACUUCAUGAAAAGCAGCCUGAAUAAUAAAUCCUGGGGGAGGCCCACUGCAGCAGAGUGUCUCCAGAACCCAUGGCUGCGUGCACAUCGUGUCCCACACAAAGCCAGACCCUCCAAAGUGUGUUUUUCCACAGACAAGCUCAAAGAUUACCUCAAGCAGAAGGAGGAGAAGCGGGACGAGGUCCACACCAAGCUCCAGGGUCCUUUCUUCCAGUAAAGACACACUGCAGAGGUUUCUUUUCAGCAGCACAUGAAUGUUUCCUGUAUUACUGUCUUGUUCAAAUCAUUUCAGUAUCCGCUGAGUUUGAAAAGGUGAUCCGUCUUAAUGAGUUUUUGUUUAUUUAUCCAUUAGCUUGUACAUGAGAGUGUGCUGCAUCUGUUGUUCGUUGGCAUAAAUGGAAACAUCAAGGAUACGGUUUAGCCUGAGCAGUGAAUGCAUCAGAUGUAAUAUUUUGAUUUUAGUGACAUAAGAAACUGUUGCUUUCUCCGCAGUAACAGGCGGGCAGAUUUAGCCUUACAGUGAAAAUAGUAUCACUGCUAUUCUUCUUCAUAAGUGAGUGAGUGAGUGAAUGAGUCAUUUAUUAUAAAUACUCUGUGCCAUGUUUUGCCCUAACGCUCUGGGGAAUUACUUAGAUUAAAGAUUCUUUUUGGAAAUGUGUUAUUCUUAAAAUUGGAAAGAUUUAGAAAAUAAAAAGAGACA
Molecule: messenger RNA, 15762 nt
Organism: Labrus bergylta (ballan wrasse)
Lineage: Eukaryota; Metazoa; Chordata; Actinopteri; Labriformes; Labridae
Source: RefSeq, a predicted model, not a curated record